AAGAACCAGCCAAUCAGGAUGAAGAAGAGCCGCAGCGUCUUGACUGUGACCGGAGAGGAGGGCAAUGAGGCACCCGUGGGCGGGGAGAAGGCAGAGUCAACGCGCUACAGCCGUUCUUAUACAUCCGGGAGCACGCUGGGGGUGGAGUUUCGGAGGGGGCGGAGCCGGAGACUCUCCUCCAGCUUGCAGGUACCGUGUUGGCUCCGCCCACGUUCACGCUCACCGGAAGUAUUGAGUAUCAUGCCACGCCCCACAACCCUUCCACUACGCAUCCCACCACGGAUUGCUAUCACACACGCUGACACAGACAGUGAGGUGGAGAAUGGAGGUGUAUCUCCAGCUGAUCUCAGUCCAGGUCUGAUGCUCCAUCCCUCGUUCCCUCAGUCUCAGAGGAGAGAGAGUUUCCUCUAUCGCUCCGACUCUGACUACGACCUGUCACCCAAAACCGUCUCACGCAACUCCUCAGUGGCCAGCGAAGGACACACUGCUGAAGAUUUCAUCGUCACUCCUUUUGCUCAGGUGUUGGCUAGUUUACGCUCUGUCAGAAGCAAUUUCACAAUCCUGGCUAAUCUCAACACCCCCACUGUAAAGAGAUCUCCGCUGAGCAGCCAGUCUUCAGGGCUCAGGAGCUCACUCUCAGAUCACCAGUAUCAGCAGUUGACCUUGGAGACUCUGGCGGAACUGGACUGGUGUUUGGAUCAGUUAGAGACCAUUCAGACACACCGCUCAGUCAGUGACAUGGCAUCAAGCAAGUUUAAGCGAAUGUUGAACCGGGAGUUAUCUCACCUGUCUGAAAUGAGCCGCUCGGGAAACCAGGUCUCCGAAUACAUCUCCAGCACCUUUCUAGACCAGCAGAACGAGGUGGAGAUUCCGUCUCCGACUCUGAAAGAGAAACCAAUGAGCCACAUUAGCGGAGUGCGAAAACUUUCUCACACCCACAGUCUGGCAAACACACCGCUACCGCGAUUCGGAGUCACGACUGAACACGAGGACAUGCUGGCAGAGGUGAUGGAGGAUUUGAAUAAGUGGAAGUUCAAUAUCUUCCAAGUAGCCGAGCUCUCAAAUAACAGGCCGCUCAGCUGCAUCAUGUACUCCAUAUUCCAGGAGAGAGAUUUGUUGAAGACGUUCAGAAUUCCGGUCGAUACGUUUGUCUCCUACGUGAUGACCCUGGAGGAUCAUUACCAUAGCAACGUAGCAUAUCACAACAGCCUCCACGCUGCUGACGUCACUCAGAGCAUCCACUGCCUGCUGUCCACUCCGGCUCUGGACGCUGUCUUCACUGAUCUGGAGAUUUUAGCUGCUCUCUUUGCUGCCGCCAUUCAUGAUGUAGAUCAUCCUGGAGUCUCCAACCAGUUCCUCAUCAACACCAACUCUGAGUUGGCUCUGAUGUAUAAUGAUGAGUCUGUGUUGGAGAAUCAUCACCUGGCUGUGGGCUUUAAGCUUCUUCACCAGGAGAACUGUGACAUCUUCCAGAACCUCAGCAAGAGGCAGAGGCAGAGUCUGCGCAAGCUCGUCAUAGACAUGGUGUUGGCCACUGACAUGUCGAAGCACAUGACCCUCCUGGCUGAUCUGAAGACGAUGGUGGAGACGAAGAAGGUGACGAGCUCUGGCGUGCUGCUGCUGGAUCACUACACUGAGCGUAUACAGGUGCUGCGGACCAUGAUGCACUGCGCUGAUCUGAGUAACCCCACCAAACCGCUGGUUCUGUACAAACAGUGGACGGAGAGAAUAAUGGAGGAGUUCUUCAGACAGGGCGACCGAGAGAGAGAGAGAGGGAUGGAGAUCAGCGCCAUGUGUGAUAAACACACCGCCUCCGUGGAGAAGAGUCAGGUGGGGUUUAUAGACUACAUUGUCCACCCUUUGUGGGAGACGUGGGGUGACCUGGUCCAUCCGGAUGCUCAGGAGAUCCUGGACACUCUGCAGGAGAACCGAGACUGGUACCAGAGUGCUGUCCCUCAGAGUCCGUCACCGCCACCGGACAGAGAGAAAACUCACACUGACCGGUUCCAGUUCCCCAUUACACUGCAUGAGGAGGAGGACACACAUACCUACAACAACCACACACACACGCUCAACCACACACACACUCUCAACCACCACAACCACACAGAACCAGAGCAAGAACUGGAACAGGAACCAGAUCAGGAACUGGAACCAGAACCAGAGCAAGACCUGGAACAGGAAACAGAGCAUGAGCCACAGCAGGAACUGGAACAGGAACCGGAACAGGAACCAGAGCAGGAACUGGAACAGGAACCUGAGUCAGAACCAGAACAGGAACCAGAGCAGGAACUGCAACAGGAUCCAGAACAGGAAGCUGAGUCAGAACCAGAACAGGAACCAGAUCAGGAACUUGAGCAUGAAGUAGAACCAGAGCAGGAAACCAAGCAAGAACCUGAGAAAGAACCUGAGCAGGAACCAGAGCAGGAACCUGAUCAGGAACCUGAGCAGGAACCACAGCAGGAACCAGAGUUCAACAGCAUCCAAGAGGAGGAGAAAGGAGAUGGAGAAGAAGUGGAGAUAGAAGAUGGAGAAGCAGAUGGAGAAGGAGAGAUGGAGGAAGGAGGCGGAGAUGAGGUGGAAGGAAGAGAAGCAGAUGGAGAUGGUGAGGUAGAUGGAGAAGAAAGAGUAGAAGAAGAAGAGGAGGAGAAAGAAGAAGAAAGGGUAGAAGAAGGGGAAGUAGAAGAGGGUGAAGGAGAAGAUAGAGAUGGAGAAGAUGAAAAGAAAGAAGAAGAAACAGGAGAAGUAGUAGCAGAGAGAGAAGAGAAUGAAGAAACAGAAGAAAGAGAGGAUGGAGGAGUAGAAGGAGAUGAAAGAGGGGAUGGAGAGAAAGAAGAAGAGGAAGAAAUUGAGUGA
Colossoma macropomum (tambaqui) is the source of this 2856-nucleotide messenger RNA. Its product is annotated as cAMP-specific 3',5'-cyclic phosphodiesterase 4B-like. NCBI's taxonomy places the organism in Eukaryota, Metazoa, Chordata, Actinopteri, Characiformes, Serrasalmidae. The record is from RefSeq and is a predicted model, not a curated record. The transcript has 17 exons. Gene Ontology annotation, molecular function: 3',5'-cyclic-AMP phosphodiesterase activity. Bases 19 to 2856 code for a protein of 945 amino acids. Gene Ontology annotation, cellular component: perinuclear region of cytoplasm; nucleus; cytosol. Gene Ontology annotation, biological process: signal transduction.